Messenger RNA from Chlorocebus sabaeus (green monkey), 1718 nucleotides. It is a transcript of the gene SPR, whose product is annotated as sepiapterin reductase. Gene Ontology annotation, biological process: tetrahydrobiopterin biosynthetic process. The record is from RefSeq and is a predicted model, not a curated record. Gene Ontology annotation, molecular function: sepiapterin reductase (NADP+) activity. NCBI's taxonomy places the organism in Eukaryota, Metazoa, Chordata, Mammalia, Primates, Cercopithecidae.
AGCUCGCGGACGAAGAACAAGGCAGCGCUGGAAACCACGCUAGGGCUUUCCGUGUGGGCCGCGCCUGCCGGCCCUCUCUGUUGUCCCACUUGGCACCGACUGGGCUACCGCCCACAGCUUGACUUCCGCCACCAGCGACCAAGGGAACCAGAUCCCAAGGGAACCAGCACUCCUGGGCGCUCGCGGCCCGAAGCCUGAGGUUCCCUCCCGGCCCCGGCAGGGCGGCCCCGCCUACACCCGUUGCGGUCCCGCCCCCCGCGACCGUCCCGCCUCCCUCGGGUCCCAGCGCCGCCGGCGGACGACAGUAGCAUGGAGGGCGGCUUGGGGCGUGCUGUGUGCGUGCUGACUGGGGCCUCCCGCGGCUUCGGCCGGACGCUGGCCCCGCUCCUGGCCUCGCUGCUGUCGCCCGGCUCCGUGCUGGUCCUUAACGCCCGCAACAACGAGGCACUGCGGCAGCUGGAGGCCGAGCUGGGCGCCGAGCGGUCUGGCCUGCGCGUGGUGCGGGUGCCCGCCGACCUGGGCGCCGAGGCCGGCUUGCAGCAGCUGCUCGGAGCCCUGCGCGAGCUGCCCAGGCCCGAGGGGCUGCAGCGACUGCUGCUCAUCAACAACGCGGGCUCUCUUGGGGAUGUGUCCAAAGGCUUCGUGGACCUGAGUGACUCCACUCAAGUGAACAACUACUGGGCGCUGAACUUGACUUCCAUGCUCUGCCUGACUUCCAGCGUCCUGAAGGCCUUCCCGGCCAGUCCUGGCCUCAACAGAACCGUGGUUAACAUCUCGUCCCUCUGUGCCCUGCAGCCUUUCAAAGGCUGGGCGCUGUACUGUGCAGGAAAGGCUGCUCGUGAUAUGCUGUUCCAGGUCCUGGCGCUGGAGGAACCUAAUGUGAGGGUGCUGAACUAUGCCCCAGGUCCUUUGGACACAGACAUGCAGCAGUUGGCCCGGGAGACCUCCAUGGACCCAGACAUGCGGAAAGGGCUGCAGGAGCUGAAGGCAAAGGGGAAGCUGGUGGAUUGCAAGGUGUCAGCCCAGAAACUGCUGAGCUUGCUGCAAAAGGACGAGUUCAAGUCUGGAGCCCACGUCGACUUCUAUGACAAAUAAGCCCAUGUUUUUGGCUUCCUGAACCUUUUCGUCCCCACUUUCAGACAUACCCCAGAGCCCUGUGGCUCCCCACACCCUGCCAUAGGCGCAGUCCUGCCUUACACAUAGAAGCACUCAUGCCUGCUGCCCUGCCGUCAUGCACAGCCAGCUGUGAGCUCCCAGAUCUUGGCCUUACCUGUUGUCAGGAGUCUGUGCUGUGCACCCUGGAUUAUGAGGAUGGUAGGAGAGAGGUUAUGGGUAUUGGUGUCUCUAUCCCCAGGAAUAGAUAGAACUUAAGGAGUGGGAAGAGCAGGAAAAGAAGCUGGAACACACAAGAGAGGAGGUUGUGUCUCCUGCUCAUAGCAAGCCUGUGGGGAGAGGGAAGAGUGAUCUGGUGUCGAAUAGGAGGACCCAUGUAGAUUCGCAGAUGGCCUAGAUGGGAAGAAGAGCAGAUGGUACAAGUUCCAGCCCACAUAGAUGCCCCUUGCUGAGGGUAGCAGGACCUUCUUUUGAACUUUGUGUCCUCACUCUGAUGUCUCUUUCCUCCCGAAUCUACCACCCCUCCCCCAGGCUGGGAGAAGGGGCUCCUGGGUGUCUAUACAUGCCAAAGGCAGAUACAAAUAAAAUACAGAUUGUCCUUUUUU